Molecule: messenger RNA, 1844 nt
Organism: Puntigrus tetrazona (Sumatra barb)
Lineage: Eukaryota; Metazoa; Chordata; Actinopteri; Cypriniformes; Cyprinidae
Gene: tmem41aa
Product: transmembrane protein 41aa
Exons: 5
Coding region: 57-1073 (338 amino acids)
Source: RefSeq, a predicted model, not a curated record
GUAAUUUGCGGAAGUGAAUCGGACACGCGCUUUUUGCGCCCUCUAGUUACUCCGUCAUGCGCUCGCUCGUCGGUCUGAUCGCUGUAAUAUUGACAGCUACUUUUUACCUUUACUUGCUGUCCUCUUAUCUCCCCCCUGGACCUCGGCUGCCAAAGCAAGAGCACGCGGGACAGACGAUCACUUCUAAAGAUGAAGACAGCCCCAGUGAGACGGAGACUUCAGCCUCCAGGUGUGCUUUUCUUCCAUGUGUGAUAAUGACUACCGUCUGCCUUUCGCUGCGCAGCUCUCGCGGCCGAUUUUUCAGUCUUAUACGAAACGUUUUGAGGAUGUGUAGCUUGAAAAGUGUGAAAAACGUUUACCAAUGUCCGCCCCGUCACGUGACUUUAUUUUGGUCCAGGUUGAAGUUCCCAUCAGACCUGGAUGAGCUGAAAGAGAUGGCAGAGCUGUUGCAGUUUUAUAAGACGGAGCACACAGGAUAUGUGUUGUUACUCUUCUGCAGUGCCUACCUCUACAAGCAGGCUUUUGCUAUACCCGGCUCCUCUUUCUUAAACAUCUUGGCCGGGGCCUUGUUUGGGACGUGGUAUGGUCUUCUCCUCGCCUGCGUCCUCACCACGGUGGGCGCCACUCUCUGCUUCCUGCUGUCCCGGGCGUUCGGCAAACAGCACAUUGUGAGACUCUUCCCUGACAAGGUGGCCAUGCUGCAGAAGAAGGUCGAGGAAAACAGAAGCAGCUUGUUCUUUUUUCUGCUGUUCCUGAGAUUCUUUCCCAUGAGUCCAAACUGGUUCUUAAACAUGACCUCCCCAAUACUGAAUAUUCCUGUCGCUCUCUUCUUCAUGGCUGUAUUCAUUGGCCUGAUGCCGUACAACUUCAUCUGUGUCCAGACGGGAUCAAUGCUGUCUCAUAUCUCCUCGCUGGACGACUUGUUCUCCUGGAGUGUGGUGUUGAAACUGCUCCUUAUUGCCUGUGUUGCUCUGCUGCCUGGAGCUCUGAUCCGUAAAUACAGCACUCAGCAUCUCCAUCUGGACGGCCUUGAAACAAAUGGACUCAGUCAAGACAAGAAGAAGAACAGAUAAGGGACGGUGUGGGGUCAGUCAUUCAGUCCCUCUUGGCUGAUUUGUGGGUGGCUACUAUUUGUAUCUAAAGUGACCUUGGAGAGCUCUAAAAUCUUUUUUUGGCCUCACAUUUUUUAAAUUGUCAUUUUUACAUAUUCUUUAUUUGGAAGCUGCUUUACUGGCAUGGGUUGUGAUGUGAGAAAAAGGGACUUUUUGCUGCCUUUUUCUAGGAUUUCUGUGUAUAUAAUUCUGAAUCCUGCCUUUAUGUCACAAAAUGAUUAAGCAUUGGGUUUUACAUAUUGUACAUACUGUACAUUUAAUCCAGUGCACAUAAGCCAUCCAUAACAGGCUUUUAUAGUUAAAAAAUGUGGAGUCUAGCAGCAAAGUAUAGACAUUUGAGGUUUUUAAUACCCAUAUUCUGUAUUUACAAACCGUAAUAAUGUGGAUAUUGUCAGCCUUAAACGUGACCUACCUCACUGAAGUGAAACAUGUAGUAUUCCACUUUCUUGGAGUACUUGUAAAUAAUGGAACAUCAAGCUGUAAAUAUUUACUAUGGGUACGGUUUCUUUGUGGAAGGAGGCAUUAUGUGAAGUCCCUGAACGCCUAUCCAACUUAAUAAUGUUGAAAUGAUAAAUUAAAGCAAAUCUUUUCUAUGCAUAAAUGGCAUUAGCAGUGCUGCGAACAGAAUGCAGUCUUUUUAUUCACCGAACACCCACAUCAUGUGAGUAAAGCUGUUUACAGUGUGAUCAGUCAUCUGAUAAUAAACUCAUUCCAUUAGCUUCUUUCACAACA